Molecule: messenger RNA, 665 nt
Organism: Vigna unguiculata (cowpea)
Lineage: Eukaryota; Viridiplantae; Streptophyta; Magnoliopsida; Fabales; Fabaceae
Product: cyanogenic beta-glucosidase-like
Biological process (GO): carbohydrate metabolic process
Molecular function (GO): beta-glucosidase activity
Source: RefSeq, a predicted model, not a curated record
CAUAAAUUUUACAGGAAGAUGCUAAAUUUAUGAAGAAUAUGAACUUGGAUUCAUACAGAUUCUCGAUUUCUUGGUCCAGGAUACUACCAAAUGGAAAGCUUAGCAGAGGUAUAAACCAAGAAGGGAUUGACUAUUACAACAAUGUCAUCAACGAACAAUUGGCUAAUGGUAUAAAACCAUUGGUGACUCUUUUCCAUUGUGAUCUUCCCCAAGCUUUAGAAGAUGAAUAUGGUGGCUUCCUUAGUCCUCUCAUAUUCAAGGAUUUUCGGGAUUAUGCGGACGUUUGCUUCAAGGCAUUUGGAGAUAGAGUUAAGCAUUGGGUUACACUGAAUGAGCCAUGGACUUACAACAUUAAUGGCUAUGCAAAUGGAACCAUGGCACUAGGACGUUGUUCUAGUUGGGUAAAUCCAAUACGUUUUCAAAUGCCUGAGCUAUACAAGUAAAGAAAGGAAAAGAACCAAUACAUUUUGCCGGAGGAAUGAUAUGGUUUUAGCAAAAGUUGAAGUGUCUCCCCUCUCAUCUCAUAAUAGGAAAAACCCACCAGAGAUCUUGUAAAGAGUGAAACAACAGAAUGAUAUGGAUCAGAUUGUUCUCAAAUUCAGUAGGUUGGGAAUUGUUACGGUCCACUUACAAAUCCUAAUUUCAAUUUAUUUUUAAUUCUUAAA